GUGGUUUGCUGUGUAGACAGAAGCAAUGAAUUCUCCAAGGCAGUCUAGAACACAAGUUGAUUUGAGAGAUAUAGGUUUAAGUGACGACUGUGACGGAAGUGACAGCUCAUCUUUUGAAAGACCCCCUUCAAACCGUGUCUCUGGAGGCAAGACGAAGACGUCUGGAACCUAUGAUAUGAGUGGUCGAAGCCUUCCCUCUCGAGAUCCGUGGUUAAAAGGAAACAACAAAAGAGAGUCGUUGGGUCUCAGGCCAGAAAAGACAAGAACUUUCGGUGGUCUAUCAGAUAGUGACUCCCUCGAAGACUUUUCGUCCGAAGAAGAACAGGAUGCUGAAGGAAGUUCAGGGGAAAGUGAAGAAGAAUAUAUCUUAAGGCCUUCUAGAGCUGUUGUUUCAAGAAAGAGGAAGAGGUCACCUCCUGUCUAUUCGAAAGAACCUAGUAAACCCCGGAAAGCUGCUGGAACAAGCCAGAAGAAAGCCAACGGAAAGAAUAAUGGCGUAAAAAGUGGGAACGAAAGGAAAGCAAGUGGAGGAAAGAGCCAACGUUUUCAGAGCAGCUCUAGUUGGUCUUCUGGAAAGAGAGGUGGCUCAAUAAACAACUCGGUUGAUGAAUUUUUGAGUUCUUCAGAGAGCGAAUACUUUGAAGAUGAACAAACUUCGUCGUGGUAUGAAUCAGAAGCUGGUGAGUUAUCUGGACCUGUAAUGGAGAAGAUAGUAGCGAUGAAAAUUGUUCGAGUUCCAUUAAAAGAUACCUCAAACUCAGUAUCUACCUUCUCGCAGCGAGAUAGUGACAUGAUUAAUACAUCUCCCAGAAAACAUUCAUUCCCAAGAGAGGAUUUUGGAAACUACAAAGAAGAGACGCAGUACUUAAUAAAAUGGAAAAAUCGCUCGUAUAUACAUUGUGACUGGGUCACAGAAGAUUUUAUACUGAGUCAGCCUCAGGGUAAAGGACGUUUGCAGAGAUUCCGGAAAAAUUUUGAAAUGAAUGCUUGGAAAAGAGGAGAUGAUGAUCUUAGAGAUGAUGCCGAUCCUAUUCCAGAGGAAUGGUCAAAAUGGACUACUGUAGACCGUAUCUUAGCAGAACAUCUUGCCGAUGACGGCGUAAAAGAGUUCCUUGUCAAGUGGUGUGCUCUGCCAUAUAGUGAGAGUACUUGGGAAACCGAAGAUGACAUCCGAGACUAUUCUAAGAUUCAAGAAUUCUACCAAAGGAAUAAGAAACCCAGUCUCGACUUGCUUCGUGGCUCUACUAAAAUUCGAAAACCUUCAAACUUUGACUACACUCAAGUUUCAUUUAAAAAUGGUGGCUAUUUGAGAGAAUACCAAAUGGAAGGUCUGAAAUGGCUAGUUUCAUGUUGGUGCAAGUAUCAAGGCAGUAUUCUUGCAGAUGAAAUGGGAUUGGGAAAAACACUACAGACUGUCGCGUUUCUUCAAUACUUGUACAUACGAGAACGUAUCCGAGGACCAUUUUUGAUUAUUGCGCCUUUAAGCACAGUUGAACAUUGGAAGAGGGAGUUCGAGUCAUGGACGGACAUGAACGUUGUAGUCUAUCACGGCAACAGUGAAAGCCGUUCAAUUAUUCAUCAGUAUGAAUGGGGGUUUUCAGACAAUCCCAAGGGUCCACCUUACAAGUUUGUUGCAAUUGUUACAACUUAUGAGAGUAUAAUACUAGAUCCAGGAAAGCUGCGCAGUAUUGAAUGGGAAGUCAUGGUAGUGGAUGAGGCUCAUAGACUCAAAAAUCGCCAGGCAAAGCUCGUAGAAGAACUGCGUGCCUUUUCGACAAAACACCGAAUUUUGCUUACGGGUACUCCAAUUCAGAAUAGCUCUGCUGAAGUCUGGGCGUUGCUGAAUUUCCUAGAACCUUCCAAGUUUUCAGACGAAUCUUCGUUUUUAAGUAAAUUUGCUGAAAUUAGCGACUCUGAAACCGCUGAAAAGUUUCGAGAAAUGCUCCGACCUUAUAUGUUACGGAGGCAAAAAGAGGAUGUCGAGAAGUCUAUUCCUCCGAAAGAAGAAACUAUUAUUUCUGUCGAACUGACGAGAACCCAGAAAAAAUGGUAUAGAGCGACAUUAGAGCAGAAUUUUAGUUUUUUGGAGAAAGGUGCGAAGUCAAGUAAUGUCGGAAAUUUACAUAAUAUCUUUAUGGAGUUGCGAAAAUGUUGUAACCACCCAUACCUUAUUAAAGGCGUAGAAAUCAUUGAAACACAACAUCUUCGAUCCACUGACGACGAAUCUCUCAUGCAACAUCUUAUCGAAGCUAGUGGUAAAUUGGUCUUGGUGGAUAAGCUACUUCCAAAACUUCGAGAGUCAGGACAUAAAGUACUUAUUUUUUCCCAAAUGAUACGUGUCUUGGACAUUUUGGAAGACUAUUUGUCGUGGAGAAGAUGGGGUUAUGAAAGGAUAGAUGGACGAGUACGUGGAAUUGAUAGACAACAAGCAAUUGAUCGAUUCUGCAAUCCUGCAUCAGACAAAUUUGUUUUUCUUCUGUGUACGAGAGCUGGUGGCCAAGGAAUUAACUUGACUGCAGCAGACACUGUUAUUAUUUUUGACUCAGAUUGGAAUCCUCAGAAUGACAUACAAGCGCAAGCACGUUGUCAUCGUAUCGGACAAGAAAAGGAUGUCAAGGUUUACAGACUUGUCACCAGAGGCACUUAUGAGGAAGAUAUGUUUGAACGUGCUAGUAAGAAGCUCGGCUUGGAUCAGGCUAUUUUGCAGGAUAUGGGAUUCGAAGAAGCAAACAAGAAGAAGGAAAAAGACUCUGUGGCAGACAUAAAGAAGGAGGAAAUUGAUCGACUUUUAAAAAAGGGUGCAUAUGCAGUUUUGAACGAUGAUGAUACCGCAGCGGACGCAUUUACUGCAGAAGAUAUUGAUCAGAUUCUGCAACGUAGAACGAGACUUCUUAAGGUCGGUGGAGACCAGCCACAUGCACCUUCCGCAUUUUCUAAGGCAUCAUUCGCGAGUGAAGCACCAGAAGCUGGUAGGGAGGAGUUAGAUUUGAGUGACCCUCAGUUUUGGCAGAAACUCAUGCCAUCUGCUGCAGAGAAACCAAUUCUUGAAGCAUUAGAUGAUGGACAGCCAAGAACGCGUAGGCAAGUUCAAAGAUAUACAAUGGGAGAAGAUGCAUCGUCAGAGGAACAAGAAGAGGAAAGUAGCGACGAUGUCGGAUAUAGCGCAUCAGGUUCUGGUGGAAGAAAACGUUUCAACAAGGGAGAUCGUGUUCGAAUCCAGCGAGCACUUUUGGCUCAUGGUUGGGGACGUUGGGAAGUCAUUCGCAAGCACGCGGGUUUACAAGAAAGAAGAACAUUAAAUGAUAUCUCCCGAUACGUGCGAACCUUUGUGAGAUUGUUGACCAAAUAUGGUGCAGAAUAUGCUGGUGUCAGCGUAGGCGAAGUGAUUAGAAAGUUCACGGCUUCGCAAGAAGCUUUUAAACCCCUUGAAUACGUUCCAGAGGAGCCCUUGGGAGCAGAAGAGCGAAACACAUUCCUUGAAAGUCAUAAUCAAAACUUGGACAGUUUUCAGACAAAUGAAAACCGGUCCUCCCAUUCAGUGCUGGAAGAAGGCAAGGAAGAAGAGCCUUCAAGGAAUAGAUCAAAUAGUGAUAAUGACAUAGUUAAGACAAGCGAAGAUUGCAAAGUUGCGGCAAAAUCUCCUGAAGAAAUUUUAGAAGAAGAAUUUAAGAAUUUAGAACCAGUUUUAGCUGAUCCAGAGUAUCAGAGCUACUUGCAGAAGAUUGCAUGGAGCAACUUGGAACGUAUACAGCUUAUUGAGGACAUCCGGGUUUUAGUGGAAAAAGGUCUUUUAGAAAGUAAUCAAACGGUCCCACAACUCGGUACUUCAGGUGUCCAUCACGUUGGCUCUUGGUGGACAAGUCAGUUUGAUCGAGACCUCAUUCGGGGAACUUACAAACAUGGUUUCGGUCAAUAUCGAGCAAUCAAGAAAGAUCCAGAGCUUAUUUUUUCAAGAGUCAUACCAUUGACAAUUGAGGAAGAAGAGUCGAUGGACACAGACAAUAUGGUUUGCGUUCCUCUUCCUCAAUUUAACUAUGAAAAGGAAACAAGAAAUGAGAGCGGUGAUACAGCGACCAAGGUCCAAGUCGAGAAUGUAUCAACGAAAGCGGAGAAGUCUGCUGAAAGCAUUAGCGCAAACGAAGAUGAAAAUUGGAAUAUUGAUGAAGAGAUGGAGCUUCCUUACUGGCCUACUGUGCAAGUUCUAAAUGCAAGAGUGAAGAAGCUUGUCAGAGCAUAUUAUAGAAUGCUUAAACGUUUGGAGCGUCAGAAGCAACAAGAAGAAGAAGUUGAAAGGCAGCGACAACUGAGAAUGGAUAGAAAUUUUGUAAAACCAGGUCACGUUGGAACCGGAGAACGUACUCGGUACCUGAAAUGUGUUCCUGUUUGGUCGAAAAAGGAAAAGGCAGAUUUUGCAAAGUUGUACUUUAAUAUAGGUGCGCCUCCAUUGAGUACCCCGGAGAUUUCCUGUUGGCAACUUGUUCGUAGAAGAGCCGGUCUCACCAGAAAGACUCCUGAAGUAGUGGAACAAUAUGCGAAAGAGUUUAGUACUAUGUGCGGUCAAGUGCUGGUACAGGCAGGUGAUGACGAAGGUCGCAUCUUAAAUUGUUUGGAUAUACCUGCAACAGAGCUUUCAGGAAAAUUUUCACCACAGGAACUCGAAGACGCAAGAAUGACUCUUGUGAGUGCUCGAAAGUUUAAAGAGAGGCGAAAGUUAGUAUUUGCUAUUCGUGAUGCGCUUGUGCCCAAGUUGGCAGACCAACCUUUCAUAAAUGCCAUUGUUCAGUGUCUCUCUGAGUCAAGACAUGACUUGCAGCCGUGGUGGAACACGGAACUUGACGUUGCUCUUGCAAAGGGGGUUGCGAAACAUGCAUUUGACCUAAGGAUGAUAGUUGAAGACCCCAGUUUGAUACUGAAGGAGGUACUUUCGGAAGUGUAUAUUGAUGAACAGCAAAAGAAGGCAUCUGAAGGGGAUAAUAGUUUUGCUCUUCCGAGAAGUGUUGAAGAAGUGACAGAAGAACAGAGAUUGAGUGUCGUCCCAAAGGAGAGAUCUCUAAUUACGCGCUUAUGGUUCAUGGUAGAACUUGCAUCCUCUGCACAUCCAAUGGAUCAAGAACACUUGGGUAACCGUCAUCGCUCUGGCGCAAGAGCGGUGACUGUCACCGUUGAUAAGCGUACAGUGGAGCUUGUUCGAUUCUCUCCUGGUGGACCUAUUGGAGGAGUCAUACCCCACGGAUUUUCCAGGGCUCCUUUGGAGAAACUUACAAGAAAGCUUUUAAGAGAUCUGAAGAAUCGUAAAAAGACCUCAGAGUCAAGUGUAUUAGAUAUUACUAUUGGUGAAUGGUUAACAGAGAAGGACGAAAUUACUGCGACAGUCAAAGUUCAAGACUUACAACCUUUGCAUAAUCCAGUGGAGCAGCAUUCAACUCCAGUAGAUACGGGCUUGAAGGUAAACGACGCAAAUUCCGUUAUUGCUAUGGAUAUUUCAAAGACACCAGUACUGUCCAGUCCAGAAGGUAAAAGUAAUUCUCAUUACAGCUCUUCAAGAUCAGUUAAAGAAGAGAAACCACGACAAUCGAAACUUCACACAAUACCCAGAUCUGAGGAUGGUUCGUUUGUAAUGCCAAUACGAAUGGGUGUGUUGACAAUCGAGUCGUUGGGUUAUAUUGAACCGUAUCGCAAAGGUUUUCACAACGAAAGAGCAAUAUAUCCGAUUGGUUUUCGUUCCAGACGUCAUUUUACAUCAAUGGCAGAUGUUGAAAAACAAUGUGACUAUAUAUGUGAAAUAGUUGAUUCAGGAGAGGAUUAUCCUUUAUUUCGAGUAACUUGUGAAGACUUACCAGACCACAUCUUUGAAGAAACCUCUGCAUCUGGUUGUUGGUGCCGAAUUCUAAAAGUUAUCAGAGAACGAACUCCAGAAGAGCGUCGACGUUCGCAUGUUUCAGUUUCUGGUCCUGAAUACUUUGGCUUUGUGAACCCUCUCGUCUUAGAAAUGAUACAAGAACUACCCAAUGCGGAUUUGUGUGAAAGAUACAAGAAGAGAAUAUUUCUACCACCAGGUACCAUGAAAAAACAACGCACAGGCGUUUCAUUAUCGAGUGACCAUGAUUCGCGGGAUUUAUCCGACUCAAAGGACUCGACAUCUCCUGUUUCCUAAGUCUUUUGUAUGUUUUGUUGUAGUUGCGUACAAAAGAAUUUUGCUAUUGGUCUAGGAGAGAUGUUGGGAGUUGCUUAUGGCUUGGAUUUCGACUUUUCUUUGCAACAAUGUAAAUGACGGCGUUCGGUCAUCGAUUUUUCU
Molecule: messenger RNA, 6295 nt
Organism: Galdieria sulphuraria
Lineage: Eukaryota; Rhodophyta; Bangiophyceae; Galdieriales; Galdieriaceae
Product: chromatin remodeling complex / DNA-dep ATPase
Exons: 1
Coding region: 26-6154 (2042 amino acids)
Cellular component (GO): nucleus
Molecular function (GO): ATP-dependent chromatin remodeler activity; ATP binding
Source: RefSeq, a predicted model, not a curated record